AUGUUCGGCGCACUAAAUCGAUUUAUGAGCCGCUUGGAUGGUGAACCCAUUCAGCAGUCUCGGAGCGGACCGAACGAUACUGCCUUUGGUUUCCAAGUCCUCCGCAACAAAGACGCCGAGAUCCCCUUGGAGCCAUGGUUUGAUUUUAUUGUUGGAAUCAAUGGCCAUACAAUUGAAGAUCCGGACCCGAAGCUCUUUGCGACGGAAGUCCAGAAUUGCGCCGGCUCGAGCGUGACCCUGGAAGUCUGGAGCGCGAAGGGCCAACGAACGCAUACCGUCAGCGUCCCCGUACCCACGACCAACCCGUCCCUCGGCGUCGCACUCCAGCUUGCCCCCCUUUCAUCUACACAGCACAUCUGGCAUGUCCUCGGGAUUCCUUCACCUCUUAAGUCCAGCCUACCUGGGACAUUACGCGGGGAAUCGGCCCUUGGAGAGCUGGUGGAAGACCACCUCAACCGCACUUUAGUCUUGUGGGUUUACAACAGCGAGUUUGACGUUGUGCGUGAAGUCGAACUUGUACCUACUCGAGGCUGGGGUGGUGAGGGCGCCGUUGGUGCGGAGCUAGGCUACGGUGCUCUGCAUCGACUUCCUGUGGGUCUAGGUGAAGAGGUGGAAGGACCUGGCGAGGUCGUCUUUGAAACGCGUGAAGAUGGCUCUGCCGCAGGUUUCCCAGGUGCUCAUGAUAUCGGAGCGCCUGGAGACUUCUUAGUACCUGCGAAUAUGGUCGCUCCUCCACCGCUCGCCUCACAAACCAGAGUGACGUCUCCCGGGGACAGCCGCUCACCAGCAAGCCGCCGUUCAGCGAGGGCGCGGGCCGGUAUGUCACCCAACAGGGCAUUUGAUGAUUAUUUUGCCGAGGGAGAGAUGAAGAGUAAGGAGCACGAUUAUACGCCGUCACGGAAGGGUACACCGCUCCCUCCGCCGCCCAAGGCUGGGGUCUCGCCAGCUGAUUUGAAGACCGCAGUCCCCGCCUCAGAAGCAAAUGAAGGUGCACCAGGGCCAACGCAUGAGGAAUAA
This is a messenger RNA of Penicillium maclennaniae, 1017 nucleotides long. RefSeq lists its product as uncharacterized. The transcript has 4 exons. Gene Ontology annotation, molecular function: protein binding. Gene Ontology annotation, biological process: Golgi organization. Gene Ontology annotation, cellular component: Golgi apparatus. The record is from RefSeq and is a predicted model, not a curated record. The coding region runs from base 1 to 1017 and encodes 338 amino acids. Lineage: Eukaryota; Fungi; Ascomycota; Eurotiomycetes; Eurotiales; Aspergillaceae.